This is a messenger RNA of Rubroshorea leprosula, 1401 nucleotides long. NCBI's taxonomy places the organism in Eukaryota, Viridiplantae, Streptophyta, Magnoliopsida, Malvales, Dipterocarpaceae. The record is from the annotation of a GenBank genome assembly.
AGCUCUGGGAACCCUAAAUCCAUCUCUCAGGGGGAAAUCUAAUACUCCUGUAUUGAUCUCUUUGAAUCGUGUUUUUUUCUGAAAAUUCGAAGUAUGCCUCCGAAGCAGCAACAGAAAUCGAAAGCUGAUCUAGCAAAGAAACAGAAAAUCGUCGAAGACAAAACUUUCGGACUCAAGAACAAGAACAAGAGCAAGAAUGUGCAGAAGUAUGUCCAAAAUCUCCAGCAGGCUGUCCAGCCCAAACCCGACCCCUCAAAAGUCGCCUCCAAGAAGAAGAAGGAGGAAGAUAAGGCAAGGGAGAAGGAGCUGAAUGAUUUGUUUAAGAUUGCUGUGACUCAGCCAAAAGUACCCGUCGGUGUUGAUCCCAAGUCCAUAGUUUGUGAAUUUUUCAAGGUGGGACAGUGUACUAAGGGCUUUAAAUGCAAGUUCUCCCAUGAUUUGAAUGUCCAGAGGAAGGGUGAGAAGAUUGAUAUUUACAGUGAUCAGCGUGAUCAAGAAACAAUGGAAGACUGGGAUCAAGAAACCCUUGAGAAGGCUGUGGAAUCAAAGCAAAUGGAGUAUAACCAGAACCGGCCUACUGAUAUUGUUUGCAAAUAUUUUCUUGAAGCAGUGGAAAAGAAACAGUAUGGUUGGUUCUGGGUUUGCCCAAAUGGCGGUAAAGAUUGUCACUACAGGCAUGCUCUUCCUCCAGGAUACGUUCUAAAAUCUCAAAUGAAGGCACUUUUGGAGGAAGAGGCUGAUAAGAUUUCUAUUGAAGAGGAGAUUGAAAAUCAGCGUUCAAAACUAACAGCAUCUACCCCAAUGACUCCUGAGCUGUUUAUGCAAUGGAAGAAGAAAAAGAUUGAAGAAAGAGAUGCUAGUUUAGCUGCAAAACAAGCAGAGAGAGCCAAGAAUGACCGUAUGAGUGGUCGUGAGCUGUUUCUUGCCAAUGCAAGCUUGUUUGUGGAUGAUGAUGAGGCAUAUGAAAAAUACCAGAGGGAAGAAGAACCCGAGAAUAGUGAGCAGAAGGUUGAGGAUCAUUCUGAAGCAGUUGGGCCCAGUAGUGCACCAUCUGCAGCUGAUGAUUCUGAGGACAUCCAGUUUGAUGAAGACGAUGACGAUGAGCUUGACAUGGAUGAACUAAAUGAGCUAGAAGCUAGUCUGUCAAGAACGUCAAUACAAAUUCAGGAACCAGGCAUUGAGACCUCAUCUUGAGACACAAACUGACGUCCACCGCACAACAAAAUUUAGUUAAUGAUUUAAGAGCUUGUAAACCUUGCUUUCGGGCAUCAAUGAAAAAUAAUAAUGGAUUCAAACAGGAUUGUUUCUGUUAGAUCCAGAUUUUGUCCACUAUUUACCCCUAAUGUUGUUCUGUCCUUUUUCUUUCUAUUGUUAUUAUUUGUGGUGGAGUUCUAAGUUUCA